Molecule: messenger RNA, 6564 nt
Organism: Podarcis raffonei (Aeolian wall lizard)
Lineage: Eukaryota; Metazoa; Chordata; Lepidosauria; Squamata; Lacertidae
Gene: PM20D2
Product: peptidase M20 domain containing 2
Exons: 7
Coding region: 249-1667 (472 amino acids)
Molecular function (GO): dipeptidase activity
Source: RefSeq, a predicted model, not a curated record
GUUUUCGCUUUUAGAACUAUUCGCGGAGUGUUAAAGAAAAGCGACUACUUUUCCCAGCAAGCUCUGCGGAAGAAAGUCCCGGCCAGGGCUGCUAACCGAGGCUAUAUAAGCCCUUCGGGCGGCGCGGGUUUCGGACAUUUGCCGGUGGCUGUCGUGCUUGCGAAGCCGGUGGCGGCUCUUUUCCUUCUGACGCUGCAGCGCGCCGUUGUUGUUCCCGUUUAUUCUCCCUUAGAACGAGCUCCUUUCCGAUGAGGCCGAACGAGGCGUCCGAGGCGCCCGCUUUGGCGGCGCGCCUGGAGGAGCUGAAGCGCCGGGCGGCCGAGUGCAUCGAGGCGUCGUCGGAGCGGCUGGCCGAGCUGAGCCGCGAGAUCUGGAGCCGGCCGGAGCUGGCUUACGAGGAGCGCCAGGCGCACGACGCCCUCGCCCGCUUCUUCGCCGGCCUGGCCCCGGGGUCCUCGCCGGCCGGCGCUUGGCUGGUGCAGCGCAGCUACAAGCUGGAGACGGCCUUGCGGGCGGACUGGCAGUGGGGCGGCGAGGGAGACGCCGCGGGGGCUGCUCCUACCGCCGCCGCCGCCGAGGACGGGCAGAAGGCGCCCCUCCGGCUGGGCUUCUUGUGCGAGUAUGACGCCCUGCCGGGCAUCGGCCACGCCUGCGGCCACAACCUCAUCGCCGAAGUGGGUGCCGCCGCCGCGCUGGGCCUGAAGGGCGCCCUGGAGAGCCUCCUCCCGAGCGGAGCCGCCGACGGACUGUCCCGCCACGUCCCCGCCGUCAAGAUCACUGUGUUGGGCACCCCUGCCGAAGAAGACGGAGGAGGCAAAAUCGACUUGAUCAAAGCCGGGGCUUUCGAUGGUCUGGACGUUGUUUUCAUGGCCCAUCCAUCCCAAGAAGAUGCAGCAUAUUUGCCCGACGUAGCAGAACAUGAUGUGACUGUGAAAUACUAUGGAAAAGCUUCUCAUGCUGCUGCUUACCCUUGGGAAGGAGUAAAUGCAUUAGAUGCUGCUGUUCUUGCAUACAACAAUCUGUCAGUUUUAAGACAGCAAAUGAAACCAACAUGGAGAGUUCAUGGUAUAAUAAAGAAUGGAGGUGUGAAACCUAAUAUCAUCCCUUCGUAUGCUGAAUUAGAAUUUUACUUGCGUGCUCCUUCAUUAAAAGAACUCUCCAUCCUGACAGAAAAAGCAGAGAACUGCUUUAAAUCUGCAGCCCUGGCCACAGGGUGUGAAAUGGAAUUAAAAGGUGGUGCAAAUGAUUACUACAACGUGCUUCCUAACAAGAGCCUGGAAAAAGCUUACAUUGAGAAUGGGAAGAAACUUGGCAUGGAGUUCAUCCCAGAAGAUAACUUGACUGGGUUGUCAGGUUCUACUGAUUUUGGGAAUGUUACCUUUGUGGUUCCUGGGAUUCAUCCUUAUUUUUAUAUUGGGUCUGAUGCACUAAACCAUACUGAGCAAUACACAACAGCUGCAGGGUCGGAAGAAGCUCAGUUCUAUGCCUUGCGAACAGCGAAAGCUUUGGCAAUGACUGCUUUGGAUGUUGUUUUCAAGCCAGAUCUGCUGGAAAAAGUCAGAGAAGACUUCAGACUGGUGAAACUCAAAGAGGAAGGUUACUUGAAUAUCCCUGAAAAUGGAAAGGUGUCUGGUCUUGGUAUCGGAGCAGCAUGUGCAUCACGUUGAAAUAGUACAGGAUAUUACAAAUCUAAACACGAAAGAACGUCAAAUUUUUUUCCUUGGAAUUCUAGGAAAUGUUUAAUAGCUGGAAAGAUGCUUGAUAUUUUAAGUGGUGCAACUAAGCGACCUCAGAGUACUUUUAAAAUAUUGCUAUUGUCUGAUAUCAUGUAGUGGUCUUAAUUUGGCAGACAAAAUGAGUGAUUUCUCUGCAGUGAUUGAAAAUGUGCUGAAUAUUGCAGCUUUGCAUACUUUGGGAAAAACUUUUUAAAUGCUAUUUACUCUGGUUGGAAAGUUGGGUUGUCUUCAUAGCAGCUGUUCUCUUGCCAAGGAAUAGUGAGAAGUGUUGCAUGUUUAGCUUAUUGUAUGCAGAACCAAAUGCAAUCCACCAGGACAGGCUUAAUAUGCUUCAUAAAUCUAUAUGUAUUUGAACUGAAGAUACCAAAGGUUAGGUGAUGGUUGUUCAAGAUGUGCCUAGACUUUCACAUUAGAAUGGUUUUUCACUCAGUAUCUCACGGUCUUUGGUAGCUCAACACUUGAACAUACCACACUUUCCUCUUUUGGCCAUCUAAAUUUUUCUAGAAGGACUAUCCUUGUAAUCACUUGAUGUUUAUAGGUGGGCUCCUGACCUCUUGUUCUGCACAAUUUCCAAACGCUGUGUAUCCUUUAGUAGUUUUGUGCAUAUUAUAGAAUUAUACAGCAUACAGAUACACCAGAAGAAAAUAACUUUAUAAAUGAGUGUCCAGGAAUAGCUUUUAAAAUGAAACCCCAAACUGAGUUUCUUGUGAAAAUUCUUCCUAUUUGACACAAAUUAAGCAAUCACAUUGAAGGAGAAGUUAAAGCAGUAGGUAGGGGGUUUGUUUGUUUUUAAGGGUACUGUACAGAAUCAAAGAAAUACUUGUGCAAACCUGGUACAUGAACCCAGCUUUACUGUCUUACUUAUGCAUAGCUGCAUUUUGAAAAUGAAUGGCUCCAGUCCAUUAAUGUAGCUGCUGUACAAAGUAGAUUGAUAGAACUUAUGUUUCAAAUUCAUUUUCCUUUCUGAAAUAGAAUUGUCUAUAAUUUUGUCAGUUUCGCCACCAGUUAAUCCCCAGGACCCAAGAUGUGUACAUUGAUGACAGAGAUGAGUAGAGGAAAGGGGUGAUGAAUCCUAUGGAUGCUCAAGUUGAUACCCAAGUAUUUUGGGUGAGCCUCAAAUGCAUUUGUAAAGGCUAAAUGUUGCCAUUGUGAGUUGGGUCAGCAAUAGUGGACUGUUUGGGGGCUCGUAUGUUGUCUUUCAAGGCAGAGAAAAUAGAUGUGCUUUUUUCUUCUGCGGAACAAGCAAAAGAUGGUGAGAAUGUGAAUUCUUGGGGCCUUUGGCAGGUAAAAGGUACUUCUCCUGUAGGGGAGGAAUGUGAUCCUGUAUGGGUUGUCUCUGCCCCUCUCUCCACUGGUAGGAAGGAAAACUUUUUUUAGAGAAUAUACCUGGGGCAGGGACAAUCUCCUAUCUCCAUUUCCUGCCAACUCCACUGCAGAUCAUCAGUCAGCUGCCCAAGGUAUAGCAAAAGAAGUGGCAGGAACUCUUGGAAGGGAUUUUCCUUUGUUCUUUGUUCUAUUCCUACUGGAGUAGCUGGACCUGACAUUUGGAGGCAUUUUAGACAACUCACAAGUACUAACUUGUGUGGUGUAGUGGUUAAGAGCGGUAUACUCGUAAUCUGGUGAACCAGGUUUGCUUCCCCGCUCUUCCACAUGCAGCUGCUGGGUGACCUUGGGCUAGUCACACUUCUUUGAAGUGUCUCAGCCUCACUCACCUCACAGAGUGUUUGUUUUGGGGGAGGAAGGGAAAGGAGAAUGUUAGCCGCUUUGAGACUCCUUCGGGUAGUGAUAAAGCGGGAUAUCAAAUCCAAACUCCUCCUCCUCUUCUAACUAGGCUGUCUAGAUUAUUCUUUGCCUAUGAUAAGAUCAGCUGUCUUCUAAUCAAGCUGGUCUUUGUAUUUGGCAUAUAUUAAUCUACACACCAAAAUUGACUUGAAGUACAAUCCUUUGCAUGUCUAUGCAGAAGUGACUCCCAUUCAGUUCAAUGGGGUUUACUCCCAGGAAAAUGCUGCAGGAUUGUAGCCAUAAUUAUGUGACACACCACUGCCUAAGCUGCAUUAGUGGUAUCAUAACGCACCACUGCCUGUUACUUAAACUAAUAGUAGAUAAACAUAUCUUAUGCUGAAAGAAAACACUAAUUUCCUGUCCUCUUAAGCAUAAUGUGAAAUUUCCUUUGUAAGUGUUGUAGGGAGCAAACUCUGCGCAGAAUUUUGUAUUCUAGAACAAUAUAAAUGCUGUCUUUAUGCCCGCUUGUUUGCCUAAACAAUAUUCUCUUUGAGGGUCAAAUACUUCCAUUAUUAUGUUAUUAUUUAUUUUUUUGUCUUGCCUUUCUUCUCAAUUUUUACCUGUAAGCUGGUCCAGUAAAAAAGGCUAUUCACAUUUUGCUGAGUCGGUUACAAAAGCUCUACUGGUUUAAAUGAAUAUAUUACAUUAUUUUUAUUCAUAAACAGAAAGAAUUGUAGCAAGUUUAGCAGAACUUAAGGUAUAUGCAUUUCUGACUGAAGCGCACACAUGCUCAAAUGCACAAAUCUAUCUAGGGAGAAACAGAGAUGUAUAUUUUGUACAUCACCUGUAGAAACUGUUCUGAAGACAACAUUUUGAGCUGCACAUUUGAAUGUUGGAAUGUUUUGCAGCAAAUUAACAUCCAUUAGCAAGCACUGGAUGACCGUGUUAGGAAAUUAACCACAGCACAUAUUUUUUCCCACCACCACCAGUGUUGUAAGAAGAGAAGCAGUUUUCUUUUUACCAAUGUACAGCUGUUUCCCCAAAUGUUGCACUGUCCUAACUUGCCAGGGAACAGAAAUCAUACACAGCUGAAUCAUGGGCUAGUUAGUAGGCAUAGCAAAUUUCAGUAUGCAUAACUGUAUCAAACUUAUGCUUCAAUACUUUGAUCCUGUUAACAGUUGGGUCAACUUCAAAAGAAAAUAUUAAUCUUACCAUGCUGUAUUUAGUAUUUCAACUUCUUUCAUCCAAUUAAACACAGUUUUUGCAAUAACUCUUCACCUUUUCAGAAGAGGGGGAAAGGCUCUGGAAGGUUGUUUUUCCCUCUAGUAAGCAAGGGCAAGUUGUCCUCAGUGGGAUUUGGAGCUGAUCAGUACUUGCACUGAAAGGACCAGUGUCUCUUAAGGGUCUUGUUAUGUCUCCUCAUUCAACUGUGUAAGCUUUGCUUCUGAAAACAUUAGUACCAAAGGUGAACUCGAUAUUUUAUUGAGCUCAGGGUUAUUUCUGCUCCAACCAUAUAGCUGUGCAAGUUGCUGCCUAAGCAGGAUGUGAGCAAGAUACAUUGACUGGCUUCUAUUUUCUUGGAGAAUGCUGCAUAUUUCUGAUAGUCUUUUAAAAACCUGGCAAAGACUCCUGUUAUAGCUUCAUAACUUGCUGAAAUUGCAAACUCAAAAGGGUUGGAUCCAGGCGUGCCACUUGACAUGAACAGACUGGAACUAACCCAAAGGUUGCAAGACAGCAUGGUUAAUGUUGUUAUGGACCCAUUGGUCUUGGAUUGUUGCUCUGAGUGUUCUGUAAUGAAAACUUGCUUAGGUGGCAACCGCUGAACAGUGUCAUGGGCAUUAUUUCAAUAUUUUGCUUACUAUUCCAAACUUGAUUCCUUAGCAGAGGCCUACUUUGCAAGGAGAUUUUGGCUGAGACUUUUAGUGGUAGAAGCCAUCCCAACCAUACUGUAUUCCUUAUCUGAACAUGAAAGAAAAGAGGGAAAUUGAUUUAUUGUGAACUCCUGUGUUUCUUGCAUGGUUUUUAAUAUCACAGUUUUAAUUUUGUUUUUUUAAAAUAUAUGCAUAAAUGUUAUUUGACAGAUCAAACAGCUGGAAUCUUGCUACUGUCCUGGGAGAGUACAAUUUACCUUUUUUCUGUUUACAAAGCACAAUCCAGUGAGAAAAAACAAUCAAGCUGUAAGCCACAUGGAUUGUGCAGCAGUUGCUUUAAAGCUCAAGUGUCAGGAAAAGAUCUAGUCUAAGCAUAAGGCUACCUGGGUUUCCGGCCAGGCCCAUGAUCAUUGACGGUUAUUCUUCAUAGGCCUCCGGGGGCUGCGAGGAAGUUCAGGCAGGGGAAGGAGAGGAUUUAUGCAAUUGUAUUAAAUUAUAGUAAUUUGGUUUGAUUUGUAAUAAUUUGGAAAAUAAUAAGAUAAACAUAAGGCUACCUGGAACCAUUUAUGCAGCCGCACUCUCAUAUUAAAAGGGUCUUCUUGAAUGUGAGGCUAUCCAUGUGCAGCAUUAGCAUGCCAUGCCAUGCCAGCAACCAAUGAUCAGAGAGGAAGUGCUUUGCAUAGGCCUCUUGCACGGAUCGUUGCUGCAUGGAGCACCUGUAGGGAUACACGAUUUCCAUGUGGCAUGUUGAAAUUGUGGGUUAGAGACUGUAUCUGAGGUGGUUGAACUUUGUCUUUUCUUUGUAAGAUCAGAUGGGUUGGUGUUUGAUUUGUGUGCGGGUGAGUUGCUAAGGCAGUAAGUCCCAUUGGUUUAUAAUUUCAGAACGUCUUGUCCAGUAACGUUAGUUUUGUUAGUACGCCAUUGCUUAUUUCUGUUAAUAAUGCUGAGGCUUUCUUUACAGUUCUGAUUCUUGUCUAGCAGUUAUGCAGUGAUUCUGUAUGCCAGGUUGGACAGACUUUUUGCCAAGUAAGCCAUAAGUAAAGUCUGAAGCGUGAGUGCCAUUUUUGUAUAUUCCACAGGACGUAUACGGCUCCCCCUUACUAGGAGGUGGCUUUUCGUCUAAUGUACCAAACUAGAUAGUGUGCGCUUCAUCACUAGUGCCAUUUGUGGCCUCUUACACAAUGCACUGCUAAAUCCUAGGGUUUUGCACUUUUGCUGUAACCUGAAUUAACAAG